Neopsephotus bourkii (Bourke's parrot) is the source of this 2545-nucleotide messenger RNA. RefSeq names its product chromobox 2 (gene CBX2). Gene Ontology annotation, cellular component: PRC1 complex; heterochromatin. Gene Ontology annotation, biological process: negative regulation of transcription by RNA polymerase II. Lineage: Eukaryota; Metazoa; Chordata; Aves; Psittaciformes; Psittacidae. The transcript has 5 exons. Bases 71 to 1660 code for a protein of 529 amino acids. The record is from RefSeq and is a predicted model, not a curated record.
CGCGUGGCCGCCAUCGGGGGCGCGCCCGGGGGCUCCCCUUGUGUGUGUGUGUGCGUGCGGGGCCGGGGCCAUGGAGGAGCUGAGCAGCGUGGGAGAGCAGGUCUUCGCCGCCGAGUGCAUCCUCAGCAAGCGGCUCCGCAAGGGCAAGCUGGAGUACCUGGUCAAGUGGCGGGGCUGGUCCUCCAAGCACAACAGCUGGGAGCCCGAGGAGAACAUCCUGGAUCCAAGACUCCUCCUGGCUUUCCAAAAGAAGGAGCACGAGAAGGAACUGCAGAACAGGAAGAGAGGCAAGCGGCCCAGGGGCAGGCCCAGGAAACAUGUGGAACCAGAGAUGCCUGUAAAAACAAAGUCAAGUAGCUCCUCUUCGUCCACAUCCUCCUCUUCCUCCUCCUCUGAUGAAGAGGAUGAAAGUGACCUGGAAGCGAAGAGAGGUUCCCGCAGCAGAGAGACCCAUCCGGUACCACAGAAGAAAGCUCAGAUCCUGGUGGCAAAGCCCGAACUGAAGGACAGCUCCAGGAAGAAGCGCGGACGCAAACCUCUUCCCCCGGAGCAGAAAGCAGCCCGAAGGACCGUGAACCUGACAAAGGUGCUGAAAACAUCCCGGAAGGAGAUGGGCAGCAGCAGCAAGCUGAUGGGGAAGCUGCAGCCCCAGCAUGGCACACAGGGCUCGGGCAUGGCCCUGCUGAAGGACCCACCAGGCACCUUGGCUGGGCUCAGCUCGGGGGGGUCAUCAGCAGAGAACCUGCCCAACAUGAUGAAGAGCGGCUCCACCAGCCCAAACCGAGCCAUCAGCUGGCAGAGCUCCAUCGUGCACUACAUGAACAGGAUGUCCCAAAGCCAGAACUCGGCCGAGAGCUCACCCCUGGGCAGGCUGGCGCUCAAGGCGCAGGCAGCCAGUAAAAGCGGCUUAGGGCUGGACUUAAAAAUGAGGAACCAGAAAGCAUCUGGAGAGCUUGGGCUGAGCACGCAGGGCCCCAAGAGUGCUAAGGCUCUGAGCAGCGGCUCUGGAGGGGACCAGAAGUCAGGGUUUGCUGCAGGAAGCCAAGCGCUGCACAAUGGCAGUAAGAUGCCUGCAAGCUCAUCCAGCUCCGGCUCCCAGCCGGCCUCCAGCCAGGAGCUGAAUCUCCAGGCUCUGAACCUCCAGAGCGUCAAAAACGGGCCGAACGUGGCCGGUGGGAGCAGCGUCCCCCGUCACCACUGCACUGCCACGUCCAAAGGCGCCGGUGGUGGCACAGCUGCGGGUGCCGGUGGUGUGAAAGGCAGCACAGUGGGUACUGGGUUGAAUGCUGCCAGCUCGGGCGCGGGAGGGGACGGCAGCAAGAGCAAGAAGCAAACGCAGCGGGCAGGAGACAGGGACUUGGCCAAAGGCGGUGCAGCCAGCACGCAGGAUGGGCACGCGGCCGCGGAUAGCCGCAAGCCAGCAGCUCUGUCCGAAAUGAGCACGGGUGAUGAGAGCAGCUCAGAUUCGGACCGGGAUUCGGCUUCCUUCCCAGGAGGGGGUCAGAACAUGUCUGUCUCCAUCCAGACCAGUCAGGACUGGAAACCCACCCGCAGCCUGAUCGAGCACGUCUUUGUCACCGAUGUCACCGCCAACCUGAUCACGGUGACGGUCAAGGAAUCCCCCACCAGCGUUGGGUUUUUCAACCUACGGCAAUACUGAGCCCAGGAGCAGGAGAGGAGGAAGGAGGUCCUUCAGCCUCUCCCUCCGCUUUGCCCGGCUCUUCCAUCAGGGUUUUUCUUUCUUCGAGUGAAUGCAGAGACCUGCUGGGACUCAUGUCCAGAGAAGCUUGAGAGAGGCGCAGUGAAACCUGCUCAGAACUGCCAGCGGGUCGAUGGAUCCCUCCCGCCUUCUCCCCAUCCUCACCUGGAGCAGCAUCCGGAGCAGAAGCAGCUGAUGCUGUUCUCCCGGAGCAGGGGCACUGGUGCUACCGGGGCUGCCAGGCUGGCAAGUUUUGAGCCAGGCUUCACUGAAUGUGGGUUCCUUUGCUUUAGACCUUGGCACAGCUGCUGACAAGGUCUGCAGCUCCCCAGCAGCAGGAGACAGGCCAGGCUUCUACUCGGGAGAGCAAGAGGAGAUCCCUUUCUUUCCUCUGGGCUCCCCAUGUAUUUGCCCCUGCGCCGUGGCGAGUCUCAGGUCAAUCCAAACGAGGCGGCCGCUGCUCCCAGCCCUGGGGCCAGCUGCAUCCGGGGGUUUUUCAGGGUACGCUCAGCCCAGCACCCCCCUGGGCCAGGUCACUUCCAAUGAUGAAGUCCACGACGUUCCUGUUGUGGUUUCCAGCUCAUAGGGAAAUAUUGUUUACAUUUUUUAGUAAGGAAAAAUCCUGGUUUUGUCUUUGAGGGAGAGGAACAAACCCCAUCGAGGGAAGGCUGAACCCCCGGUGCCUCCGGCGGCAGGCGUCAAAGGAGCCUCUUUCAGAGCAAGAGAUGCUGUUAGCAGGUACCUCUUUACCGCCUGCAGUCCUACCUUGGGAGCCAGGGAGAGCUGCUGACUUCUUCACAGUGACUUGAUUUCAGAGGAGCUGGUUGAGGAGCUCUGCACGGGUGG